Molecule: messenger RNA, 1635 nt
Organism: Rotaria sordida
Lineage: Eukaryota; Metazoa; Rotifera; Eurotatoria; Philodinida; Philodinidae
Source: the annotation of a GenBank genome assembly
AUGACCAAUAUUGAAAAACAAGAAGAUGAAAUUUUAGUAUUACAAUCAAUAUUUGAUAAAAAAUUUCGUCUUCUCGACGAUAAUCAAUAUGAAAUAUUAAUUGAAUUUGAUUUAUCAACAUCAUUUAGAAUUCAAUUAAAUGAUAAAAUAUCAUUUAUAAAAUAUUUACCAACAUUAACACUUAUAAUUCAUUAUCAUGAAGAAUAUCCAAGUCAUUAUCCACCAUCAUUUAUUGUAUCAUGUUUUUAUUUUUCAAAAUAUGAUUUAGAAAAACUUUGUCAAAAACUUGAUAAUUAUUUAUUUAAAAAUAACGAAGUAUGUGUUUAUGAUUGGAUUGAAUUAAUUAAACAGGAAAUUAAUAAUGAACUUAUUUUAAAUGAUAAAUUUCAAGGAUAUACAAAUGAUCCACGAGCAUUAAAUGGAUAUUCAUUUGAAAAAGCUGAAAAUAUUUUUCAAUAUUUAAUUAAUUAUAAUUAUGAACGUGAAAAUGAAUAUUUUCAAAAACAAUUUCAAACAUGUUUAAUUUGUACAGAUAUUAUUCCAGGCAUUAAUUGUAUUCGUCUUUAUCGUUGUGGUCAUUUUUAUUGUCGAUCUUGUUUGAAUAAUUAUAUUCAAUUAAAUUUAGAAAAUGGUUUAUUUGGUGAAAAACUUCAUUGUCCACAAUAUCAAUGUAAACAAUCAUUACUUCCAACAGAAAUUAAACAAAUACUUGAAAAUAAUGAAUUAUAUGAAAGAUAUGAAAGAUUAACAUUACAACAUGGUCUUGAAUUGAUGAAUGAUAUUCUUUGGUGUCCAAGAUGUCAAUCUCCUGUUCUUAUCAAUAAUGAAAAUGAUAAUUUAGCUAUGUGUUAUCAAUGUCAUUAUACAUUUUGUAAAAAAUGUAAAGAAAUAUAUCAUUCUCAAACCAUGUGUCCAAAAGAUUAUUUAAUUGAACAAUUAAAACUUCAAAAAGAAAAAAAAUAUCAACGAAUUCAAAGACAAAGUGAAGAAGAAGCUCUUGCACAACAUAAUAAAAUUAAAGAAAAUAAAAAACCUUCUGUUAAAAAACAAAUUCCAAAAGAACAAUAUCGUCAAAUUGUAAUAAAAUUAUCUGAAGAAGAUAAAUUAUUAGAAGAUGUAUUAAAUGCUGAACGUAUUGAAGCACUUAAUACUCAACUUUGCCCACGUUGCAAUAUACGAAUUGAAAAAAAUGGUGGUUGUUCACAUAUGCAUUGUUCACGAUGUGAUCAUGAUUUUACUUGGCAAACAAUAGAAAGAUCUCAAAAUUCAAAUAUAAGUUCAUUAUUAAAUAAUUUUAAUCAUAAUUCGAUACAAAUAGGAUCUAUUAAAGAAGAUUUAAACAAAGUAGCAAAUACUGUAAAUUCAUCCGAACAAGAGACAGAUUCAGAUGAGAUAGAAGAUAAUCAAAAUGAACAAGAUUCAGGAAUUUCUAUUGAUAAUAAAUCAACUAUUGGUGCUGCUAUUAUCAAUCGAGUUAGACGUUGUCCAACGAAAUCAUGUAAAAAACUUAAUAUUAAAAUUGAUCAAGAUAAUUGGAUAAUAUGUAAUCAAUGUAUGAAACAAUAUUGUUUUUUAUGUAGACGUAUUAUUUAUGGAAAACGACAUUUUGAGAAGAAAUGUCAACGAUAUACAUAA